Molecule: messenger RNA, 660 nt
Organism: Microthlaspi erraticum
Lineage: Eukaryota; Viridiplantae; Streptophyta; Magnoliopsida; Brassicales; Brassicaceae
Source: the annotation of a GenBank genome assembly
AUGUUUUUGAAAGAGGCAAAAUUCAAGCAAGUGAUCCCGCCGGUGAAGAUUGACGACGCCGAAGACAUAACGUUUGAGAAAGCGACUAAUGCGUUACGGAGAGGAGUUUCUUUCUUCUCAGCUUUGCAAGCCUCCGAUGGUCACUGGCCGGGAGAGAUCACCGGACCUCUCUUUUUCCUGCCUCCAUUGGUAUUUUGUUUGUACAUCACAGGACAUGUUGGAUCCGAGAUAGCACUCGUCAAGACGGGCUAUCUAAGAUCUGUGAUUUCGUCUUCCUCAUUCGCCGAUUGGAUUUUAGGGUUUUCGAUUCGUCGAGUAUUUCACCUCGGUUAUCGAGUUUUUCCGAUUCUCCGUCCAAUCAAGAUGAAACCAACAGAUAGAAAGGGGAAAGGCAUUGCCAUUGAUGACGGCGACGAGACGAUUGCCUCGAUUGCGCGUCAGACGCGAUCCUCCGCUCGUCCGGAGAGGCUUCUUGGCGGAGCCAUCCAGGCGGAUGCGGCGGAGCGUCGUAGGAAGACGGUGGCGGAUGAAGCGACAGCUGCUGCCGAUGCCGAGAGGGUGGUUGAAAGGGAUGAGAUGGAGGAGGCGGCGAGGAUCGCCGCCGAAGCCGAUCGUUGGGAAGAGGCUGAGAGUGAAGCAGAGGGGAGGAGGAGAGCAUGA